AUGGGGUUCCGACAUCGCCAAUAUCCCGACCAUGUGUGUCUACUACAGAAAUCUCUUUACGGUUUAAAGCAGGCUCCCCGUGCGUGGUAUCAAAGAUUUACCGACUUUGUGCUUUCAUUGGGGUUUCGGCAAAGCAAGUGCGAUAAUUCUCUUUUUACUUAUCGACAUCGCGGCAGCACGGCAUACCUUCUCAUAAAUGUCGAUGACAUAAUCCUCACGACGUCGUCUGAUUCUCUUCGUAUGUAUUUUAUGUCUCGCCUUGCAGCUGAGUUCGCAAUGAAGGAUCUCGGCCCGCUCAGUCAUUUUUUGGGUGUUCAUGUCCAGCGGCAAGGUAAUCAAAUGUUCCUUUCUCAACAAGCAUACACGAAGGAAAUCAUUGACAGAGCUGGUAUGUCCUCUUGCAAACCCGUGGCCACACCAGUUGACACUAAACCCAAGCUUGGUUUGAAUUCGGGUGCUGAUUUUGAUGACCCGACUCUGUAUCGCAGUCUUGCGGGAGCUCUACAAUAUUUAACGUUCACGCGGCCCGAUAUUUGUUAUGCUGUUCAACAGGUAUGUAUGUACAUGCACGCACCAAAAGUGGAUCACUGGAAUGCUCUUAAACGAAUCAUUCGGUAUUUGCAAGGCACAUCAUCUCAUGGUCUUACUAUUGGUGCCUCUACGGAUUUCUCCUUACGUGUUUACACCGAUGCUGACUGGGCAGGCUGUCCAGAUACGCGACGGUCCACUUCAGGUUACUGUGUAUACUUGGGUCCGAACAUUAUAUCCUGGUCGUCCAAACGUCAAUCGGUCAUCUCUCGUUCCAGUGCUGAGGCGGAAUAUAGGGGCGUUGCUAAUGCGGUUGCAGAAAUAUGUUGGCUUCGUAAUCUGUUGCUGGAAUUACACAAGCCGCUAACUACUGCUAGUCUUGUCUACUGCGAUAAUAUUAGUGCGAUUUAUCUCUCCGGCAAUCCGGUUCAGCAUCAACGUACAAAACAUAUUGAACUCGAUAUUCAUUUUGUUCGUGACCUGGUUCAGCGUGGUUCUGUUCGGAUUCUUCACAUACCUACGCGUUCUCAAGUAGCCGACAUAUUCACAAAAGGGUUGCCUAAGGUACUGUUUGAUGAUUUCCGAUCCAGUCUCAGCAUUCGGCCUCCUCUUGCUUCGACUGCGGGGGUGUAA
This is a messenger RNA of Helianthus annuus (common sunflower), 1161 nucleotides long. RefSeq lists its product as uncharacterized. NCBI's taxonomy places the organism in Eukaryota, Viridiplantae, Streptophyta, Magnoliopsida, Asterales, Asteraceae. Bases 1 to 1161 code for a protein of 386 amino acids. The record is from RefSeq and is a predicted model, not a curated record. The transcript has a single exon.